AUGACAAAUGAUCCCUUGGCAACCGUUUUCCAGCUGGUGGAUUCCGUUGUGGAGGUGUACUUGAGCACUGUCAUUCAACCCUUUUUGAAGUUCCAUGAGAUUUUUUACAACCAACUCAAUGUGGUCUUGAGAACCUUCAUGGACACCAACAAGGACAAAAUUCCCGAUUGGUGUACGGCCAAUUUCAUCACCUAUGCGAGAACCGUUCUCGUGGUGCCCUGCAUGAUUUUCAUUUCCUGGGGAUGGUACUUGUUGCCGAGCUUGAUUGUCUUGCUGGUGGAUUUUGGAGAUUUUCUCGAUGGCGUUGCGGCGCGAUUUUGGAUUGAUGUGUUGAAGGAACGCCAAGAGAAAAAAGAAGAUGGUGGUGACAAUAAUAUUACAAAGCGACCCAGUUCACCCACUUCGGAUGCUUCAUUUGAAUUUGUGUCCAAGGGGUCUCCUCACGUGAUCGAAGCAUGGGGUGUGAAUCAUCGGGCCAAAACCUAUGGAGGAUUUGUGGAUGCUGUUUGCGACAAAGCCUUUGUGGUACCCUGCUGGAUUAUGCUGUUGCAUCAAGUCGCCAAUGCUGGAUACUUUCGGUGGAUUCAAUACUUUAUUCUCUUUUGGCUCAUUCUUGCAGAAGUUUCCUCGGCUUGCAUCCGGUUCCGUGCCUAUUACACUUCGACCGGAGUCGCUUCUCCCAAAGUGGAAGGAUUCGAUUUUUCCACCAGUGCGGUCAAAGCAGAUCACGUCGGAAAAGCCAAACAAACAUUUGAAAUGGUGGGAACCGCACUCUACGUAAUACCGUUGACAACCUACUUUGGAUUGGCGUUGCUCUCCUUGGCCGUGCCAUUGGCCUACGAAUCCGUCCGACGCAAAGUGAAAAAGAGAGUCAUGUAUGUUCUUGCCGACAAUGAUGCAUUGGAUCACAAGGUCAUCAAAUUCUGGAUGCAAGCCAAGGGAAUGGGAUCCAAGCUCAUUGUCGGAGUCACGGAUCCCAAAAAGGCCGACAUGAUCUUGAAUGCAUGCUCCACGGCUUGUGUCGAUGAAGUCAUUGCCGAGGCGCCUGCCAAAGCGGACAAAAAGUUCUUGGAACAAUAUGAUAUUGCCUAUGUGUUGUCCUUGUCGGCACAAGCUCCAUUUGUCACAGAUGAGGUUCUCCAUGCAGACUGCUGUCUUGUCAUUGGCGAUGACGCCGUUGUGCGCCCAUUGAAACCCAAGACAGAGCACACCGACUAG
Messenger RNA from Seminavis robusta, 1218 nucleotides. The record is from the annotation of a GenBank genome assembly. Lineage: Eukaryota; Bacillariophyta; Bacillariophyceae; Naviculales; Naviculaceae.